This is a messenger RNA of Eucalyptus grandis, 968 nucleotides long. Its product is annotated as HVA22-like protein e. Bases 120 to 599 code for a protein of 159 amino acids. The transcript is spliced from 3 exons. NCBI's taxonomy places the organism in Eukaryota, Viridiplantae, Streptophyta, Magnoliopsida, Myrtales, Myrtaceae. The record is from RefSeq and is a predicted model, not a curated record.
CAAAAAAGAAAAAAUGGGUCAUCUGUGGACUCUCCUCACGCACGCUCGCUCCCUUGCUGGGCCUAUGCUGAUGCUGUUCUAUCCUGUGUAAGAUACUUACUGGGUUCUUUCUUCGCCUGAUGCUUAUUAUGUCGGGUCAAUCAAUUGAAUCAAGGCAGGGAAGAGAUUUGAGGUUGAUGGUUGGUGGUCGUGUUCUCUCUCUGGGCAGGUACGCGUCUGUGAUGGCCAUAGAGAGCCCUUCCAAGAUAGACGAUGAGCAGUGGCUGGCUUACUGGAUCCUCUACUCCUUCCUCACCCACGUCGAGAUGCUCCUCCAGCCUCUUUUUGAGUGGAUACCCAUAUGGUACGAUGUGAAGCUCAUCUUGGCAGCGUGGCUGGUCCUCCCUCAGUUCCAAGGCGCAGCUUUCCUGUAUAAGAGAUUCGUGCGGGAGCACAUUCUCAAGUGGCAACCCAAGUCCAAGUCCUCCCAUACCACCUACCCCAAGGGCAUUCUCAAGAAAUCCAAGUCCAAGUCCUUCCCUACCUCCCCAAAUGGCAAACCCAAGUCCAAGAAGAAGGUCGUCCGCUUCAGCAUCCCCACGAACAAUUCGCACGAAUAGAGCAGCAGGAUAUGAUUUGCUGCGCUUCGAACUUGACGACGCCUGAUCUUUGAACGGAACUAGUUCGCUUUGGCUGGAAAUGAUAACAGAAGCUACAAGUUAGGGAAAAUACAAGAUGUGGAAAUGGUCUCCAUUGUGCCUGUCGCGUAGAUUCCUCUAAUUAGUCAAAAGCAAUGUGGGAAUGGAUGAGCACGAGCCAACUCUGAUGUCGACUUAUUUCUGUGGUCCCCAGACCCCACACGGAAUGGGAACUUUCAAGAUGCAAUCCCCCCUGCCUAUCAGUCUUAUCGCCCAAGGCCCUGAUGACCUUUGCAUCUUGUUUCCGAGAAAUGGACAUCUGUCCUAAUUAGCGAAAUACCUUUCAUCAAA